This is a messenger RNA of Alligator sinensis (Chinese alligator), 4607 nucleotides long. RefSeq names its product LDL receptor related protein 8 (gene LRP8). Lineage: Eukaryota; Metazoa; Chordata; Crocodylia; Alligatoridae. Gene Ontology annotation, molecular function: protein binding; calcium ion binding. The annotation marks the transcript as partial. The transcript has 21 exons. The record is from RefSeq and is a predicted model, not a curated record.
GGGCCCCCGGAGGUGCCUGAGGGGGCGUUGGGGGCAGCGGUGCUCAGAGCUCGCCUCGGCGUGAGUCGUUGUCCAGCCCCAGCAAAGAAAACUUGUGCUGAAUCUGACUUCACCUGCAACAACGGCCACUGUAUCCCGGACAGGUGGAAAUGUGAUGGCGAAGAGGAGUGCCCUGAUGGGUCCGAUGAAUCUGAAGCAGCAUGCACCAAGCAAGUGUGUCCGGCUGAAAAAAUUAGCUGUGGGGACUUGAGCAACAAAUGUAUCCCAUCGUCCUGGCGAUGUGAUGGGGAGAAGGACUGUGAGAGCGGAGUUGAUGAGGCUGGCUGCAAUACUGUCUGCAUCUCCAGUGAGUUUCAGUGCAGCAACAAGACCUGCAUCGCCAUGAUCUUCGUGUGCGACGGCGAUGACGACUGCGGCGAUGGCAGCGACGAGAGAAAGUGCUCGCCCCUGAUCUGCAGCCCCAGCGAGUUCCAGUGCAACAACAGCAUGUGCAUCCCGGAGCUGUGGGUCUGCGACAGCCAUCCCGACUGUGAGGACGGCUCGGACGAGUCCCUGGAGAAGUGCAGCUACAAGGCCAGGCCCCAGGCGCUGAACACCUGCGCAGCCCACGAGUUCAGGUGCGGGAGCGGGGAGUGCAUCCACCUGAACUGGAAGUGCGAUGGGGACGAGGACUGCAAAGACAAGUCAGACGAGCAGAACUGCCGUGAGUGUUGCCCGGGGUGGGUAGGGUGGGGUAGGAGGUCUGCGAGGAAAGUUUUCAGGGUGCCACCAACAGCUUUGUGCUUGGCCAAGGCCAGUGCUGGAGUAUCGGUGCCUGCAGACUGCAUACCGGGGUGGGAGGGGUCUAAUCCGGGCUUUUCAGGUAUCUCCCGUAACGUUUGCUGCUGUCCCGUGACACCAACGGGGGCAGUGAUGAGAAUCGGCCAACCUGGCAGAGACAGGAUUAGAGGCAGCAGCUCCUUCGGACACAACUCCAUAAAGUCCCCAGCCAUCAUGUUCAUCUUGCCUGGGCUGCAAGGCUGGCAGGAGGGGACGGACAAGGGAGGGCGGAUGCCAGUGCGGAGGGCCUGGUGCUUGCAGCUGGAGCUGGAUCCCGACUGCCUGCUGGAGCUCAGUCAGAUGAAGUCAUCCCGAAUCUGCACGGUGCCUCUCGGGAUACUGGCAGAUAACGCCAAGGCCUGGUCAGCGCUUUAUGACACUUGCCGCUUGCUCGCUGGAUUCUGCAUCUCCAGUGAGUUUCAGUGCAGCAACAAGACCUGCAUCGCCAUGAUCUUCGUGUGCGACGGCGAUGACGACUGCGGCGAUGGCAGCGACGAGAGAAAGUGCUCGCCCCUGAUCUGCAGCCCCAGCGAGUUCCAGUGCAACAACAGCAUGUGCAUCCCGGAGCUGUGGGUCUGCGACAGCCAUCCCGACUGUGAGGACGGCUCGGACGAGUCCCUGGAGAAGUGCAGCUACAAGGCCAGGCCCCAGGCGCUGAACACCUGCGCAGCCCACGAGUUCAGGUGCGGGAGCGGGGAGUGCAUCCACCUGAACUGGAAGUGCGAUGGGGACGAGGACUGCAAAGACAAGUCAGACGAGCAGAACUGCCCACUGGUGACCUGCCGCCCUGACGAGUUCCAGUGCGGAGACGGGACCUGCAUCCACGGGACGAAGCAGUGCAACAAGGUGCACGACUGCCCCGACAACAGCGACGAGGCGGGCUGCAUCAACGAGUCAGCGUGCGAAAGUCCCAGCAAGUUUCAGUGUAAGAGUGGAGAGUGCAUUGACGGAGGCAAAGUGUGCGAUUCCCAUAGAGACUGCAGGGACUUGUCUGACGAGCCUCUGAAAGAAUGUGGCCUCAAUGAAUGCUCAAACAACAACGGUGGUUGCUCCCACAUAUGCAAGGACUUGAAGAUUGGGUAUGAAUGCGAAUGCCCUCCCGGAUACAAGCUUCUGGAUAAGAAAACGUGUGGAGACAUAGAUGAAUGUGAGAAUCCAGACGCUUGUAGCCAGAUCUGCAUUAAUUACAAGGGGGACUACAAAUGCGAGUGCUACAAGGGCUACGAGAUGGACACCCUGUCCAAGAACUGCAAAGCUGUAGUAGGCAAGAGCCCGUACCUGAUCUUCACCAACCGCCACGAGGUGCGGAAGAUAGACCUGGUGAAAAGGGACUACUCUCGCAUCAUCCCCAUGCUGAAGAACGUGGUAGCUUUGGAUGUGGAGGUGGCAACAAACAGGAUCUACUGGUGCGAUUUGUUCUACAGAAAGAUCUACAGUGCCAACAUCGACAAAGCCAGCGACACGGCAGGACAGGUGAUUCUGAUAGACAGUCAGCUGAACUCUCCCGAAGGCCUGGCCAUAGACUGGGUUCACAAGAACAUCUACUGGACAGACUCUGGAAACAAGACCAUCUCCGUGGCCACUGCUGAUGGAAGCAGGAGAAGGACCCUCCUCAGCUCUGACCUGAGUGAGCCCAGGGCCAUUGCGGUGGAUCCAAUCCGGGGGUUCAUGUAUUGGUCCGACUGGGGAGACCAAGCAAAAAUCGAAAAGGCUGGGCUCAACGGCAUGGGGCGACAUGUGCUGGUCACAGAUAACAUCGAGUGGCCAAAUGGCAUCACCCUGGAUCUGCUGAAUCAGCGUCUCUACUGGGUGGACUCCAAGCUGCAUUUGCUCUCCUGCAUUGACUUCAAUGGCAGCAACAGAAAAGUCCUUAUCUCUUCAGUUGAUGAUUUAAGCCACCCUUUUGGCCUGGCCGUGUUCGAGGACAGGAUUUUCUGGACUGACCUCGAAAAUGAGGCCAUCUUCAGCGCCAACAGGUUGAGUGGGCUGAACAUCUCUAUCCUGGCCGAAAAUCUCAACAACCCACAUGACAUCGUGGUCUUUCAUGAACUCAAGCAACCCAAAGCUCCCGAUUCCUGUGAACUCAGCUCCCAGCCUAACGGAGGCUGUGAAUACCUGUGUCUUCCUGCACCAAAAAUCUCUCCUCAUUCCCCCAAGUACACGUGUGCCUGUCCUGACAACAUGUGGCUGGGCCCAGAUAUGAAAAGGUGCUACAAAGAUCUUCCAGCUACCUCAACUACUGUACUGACUUCCACGACUCCAGCACCCAGCACUACCACCGCCAUCGCUGCUACCGCUGGCAACACCAGCAGUGCCACUAUGGAGAGCCCAGGAGCUGUGCUACAAGUCCCCCUUACGACGCCAAGUGUUCGCCUCUCCACAACUGCAUCCAUCCUGCUGGGCUCAGAAUUAAUGACCACUGGAAACAGCAAUUUAUCUCAGCACUAUGCUAAUAACGCAGAAGGUUUUGGCUCCACUGUCACAGCAGCUGUUGUUGGGAUUGUAGUUCCCGUUGUGGUCAUUGGCUUGCUGUGCAUGGGAGGGUACCUCAUCUGGAGGAACUGGAAACGGAAGAACACAAAAAGCAUGAACUUUGAUAAUCCUGUGUACAGGAAGACAACAGAGGAGGAAGAUGAAGAUGAGAUCCAUAUUGGGAGGACUGCACAGAUUGGACACGUCUAUCCAGCACGUGUAGCAUUAAGUCUGGAAGAUGAUGGGUUACCAUGAGGACCAGCUCACUGCUCCAGUACCAUACCUGACAAUUAUAUGCACUGAACAGAUUCGCUUUGGAUCAUGGAUCCCACCUACUUUUUUCCCCUUAUUAUUUAUGUUGCAGAAGGGUAACCACAAAGUUAUAAUGAACUGCAAACAUCCAAAGGAUGUGAGAGUUUUGUAUGUAUAAUCUUUUAUACACAUUUUAACUUGUUGCACUACCCAUUCAUGAUAGUGAAGAGGCUACUGCUGAGCUACUAACUCACUGUACAUAACCAGCCAGGCCCCAGGGUCAGUAGCUAUGCGUCAUUUUAAAACUAUAUUUGUAGAGAUUUUGUAAAUACAUCAAACUUGCUUUGUGGCUAUCUACCAACAUAAGUAAGAAAAGUCUAUCCAAGCCGUUUAGAAUAUUUAUUAACAAAAUCUGGAUAUAAGAUUUGUUCUGUAAAUAUAUUAGAGGGGUGAGAGUAUUUAUUUUUGGUAUGUUUGGCUUGCUGUGCACAGGUUAUCUGUGUAUAUAUCUAUCUGGGCUAGAUAGAUAUAUAGACAUAUAAAUAUAUACAUAUAUAAAUAUAUAUACAUAAAAAUAUAUUUUAAACUACUAGCCUAAGUAGUAGGGGUCUGUGGGAAUCAGGGGUAACUGAAUUCUUAAGGGAUGUUUGUGGAAAAUUUGCUUUGAAAUCUAAAGCUACUGAGGAAGAACCAGCUAUGCAGUGAGUUAAUCAGCAGACAGAGUGAACCCAGAAUGAACCUGCUGUGGUUCACUGCAUUGCAUGAGCAGGUUAACUCGGACUCGGGCAUUAGCACCCUUGAUUUUCUUUCUACGCACUUGGUUUUCUUUCCUUGCGGUAAAGUUCCCUGACUGUAACUUCUCUGCAGCUCGGGUAUCUCGGACAGAAGCAGCUUCUAUAAAACACUGCUGGAGCCCACCAAAUGGCAGGGAUGUGUCUCCAUGCUGGUAUUUGGUUUAAGAUUUUUUUUUUAAAGAAGUCCAUAGCUCCACAUGAAUUUCCCCUCCUCUUCUAAAGAGUCAUUUUGCUCCAAUAGCAGCAAAUCAGCCACAUAAUUAUAUAGAC